CCAGACCACUCGCACCACCAGGAGACAAGUGGAUCCCGGAUCGCCCGACCUCCGGCGUGAUUUCUGGGAUCAAGGGAGACUGCAAACGACCCUUUGCCCCCAAUCGCCACGAGGUCGACUUUUAUCUGUGAGCUUGCGCGCGAUAAACUUGGUUCCUGAAACCCUUUGCCUUGCCAACACUCCUUCGGCGCGUUCCAUCAUGCCGGGACGAAUGCUCCCCACCCUCCCAUCGAGGGAGGUCGCAUCACACAACACUGAGGAGUCCUGCUACGUGACGGUCGGCACCAAAGUCUACGACAUCACCCCAUUCCUCGAGGACCAUCCAGGUGGCGGCGAUUUGAUCCUGGAGUAUGGCGGGAAAGAUGUCAAGGAGAUCAUGGAGGAUGUGGCGUCGCAUGCGCACAGUGAAUCAGCCUGGGAGAUCCUGGACGACCAUCUCAUAGGCUUCGUAGCGACUGAAAAAGUCUUGGAGGCGGCGAAGAAAAGCGAUGAUCCAUUCAGCGUGCUGCCAAUGGAGCCCACAGCGAAAGGCAUGGAGGAGCUGAAGAAAGCAAAUACAGGAGCUACACAGGAGGUACUAGCCAGGGAGAAUGUCGAGCCCAAGGCGGCAGCGGACGAGAAAGCUGUCUACGAAUCAACAGGCCUCAGCUCAGAGGAAGAUCUCAGCAAAGAGACGGAUCUGGUACAGGACUACAAGAAGCACAAGUUUCUCGAUCUCAACAGGCCAUUGUUGAUGCAGGUCUGGAAUGGUGGCUUCACCAAAGCCUUCUACCUAGAGCAGGUUCAUCGACCGCGCCACUACAAAGGCGGUGACAGCGCGCCUCUCUUCGGAAACUUCCUGGAGCCGCUCUCGAAGACGCCAUGGUGGGUUGUUCCAACAGUGUGGCUUCCUCCUGUGGGAUAUGGCACCUUCCUCUCUGCCCAGCAGCUCAAUCCAUUGGCGCUGACGGCUUACUGGAUCACCGGACUCUGUAUCUGGACAAUCGUGGAGUAUGGCCUACAUCGAUGCUUGUUCCAUAUCGACCAUUACCUACCGGAUAACCGCGUUGCUCUCACGCUUCAUUUCCUGUUGCACGGCAUUCACCAUUACCUUCCUAUGGACAGGCUGCGGCUUGUGAUGCCGCCUACUUUGUUCCUGGUUCUUGCAACACCAUUCUGGAAAUUGGCACACACGGUCUUCUUUUACAACUGGUAUGCAGCUACGGCCGUGUUUUGUGGUGGUAUCUUUGGCUACAUCUGUUACGAUUUGACCCACUACUUCCUACACCACAAGAAACUCCCGUCCUUCUAUCAGGAACUCAAGAAGUACCAUCUCCAACAUCAUUUCAUGGACUACGAGAACGGCUUUGGAGUGACAAGCCGCUUCUGGGACCGGAUUUUUGGCACGGAACUGCCACCGCCUCCACAGCCAAAGGUGCUGAAGACAGCAUAAGGCAUUGUACAGCAUAAGAAGGAACAGCAUGGCAUAGCGUAGGCGUUGGGGCAAGAAGAUACCAUCAUGGCAAAGGCUCGUUGUAUAUAUUAACAAAUUAAUGAUAAUGGACGGCACCUUGUCGAGUCCUGAGAAAUGUGCAUAUCACAUUCAGAAUUUCAGACACUCGUCUACUUCCCCG
Cercospora beticola is the source of this 1613-nucleotide messenger RNA. RefSeq names its product fatty acid alpha-hydroxylase (gene SCS7). Gene Ontology annotation, biological process: lipid biosynthetic process; fatty acid metabolic process. The record is from RefSeq and is a predicted model, not a curated record. Gene Ontology annotation, molecular function: iron ion binding; heme binding; fatty acid 2-hydroxylase activity. Gene Ontology annotation, cellular component: endoplasmic reticulum; membrane. NCBI's taxonomy places the organism in Eukaryota, Fungi, Ascomycota, Dothideomycetes, Mycosphaerellales, Mycosphaerellaceae.